UCACGGAUGGGCAGGGUAUAAAAAGAGGCCGUCGUGAAAAGUUCGCUCUUUUGCGAGACUAGCCGCCGGUAUAAAAUGGCGCCGAAAAAAGAUAAAAAGCUGAAAAAAUCACCUUGCAAAUAUAACCUGGAUCUAACUCAUCCAGUAGAAGAUGGGAUAUUUGAUUCAGGAAGUUUUGAACAAUUCCUGAAAGAAAAGGUUAAAGUGAAUGGAAAAACCGGAAACCUGGGAAAUGUAGUUCACAUUGAACGCUUUAAGAACAAGAUCACUGUGACAUCUGAGAGGCAGUUCUCGAAAAGGUACCUGAAGUAUCUCACUAAGAAGUAUCUGAAGAAGAAUAACCUGCGCGACUGGCUGCGUGUCGUCGCAUCUGACAAGGAGACCUACGAACUGCGAUAUUUCCAGAUCAGCCAUGAUGAUGAAGAGUCUGAAGCUGAGGAAUGAACAUGAGCUUUUAUGUGGGGGGAGGGGAUGUUUAGUUCCUUGACAAGCAGAGUGUACAAAUGAAAACACAUUAAUUUAUUACCAAACAACUCUUAUGCCAAAUUGAACCUGAAAUCUGAGAUUCCUCGCUCUUCAAAAGUUGCAUUAAAAGGCUGUCCUGGUGAACUGA
Messenger RNA from Eublepharis macularius, 613 nucleotides. RefSeq names its product ribosomal protein L22 like 1 (gene RPL22L1). Bases 76 to 444 code for a protein of 122 amino acids. NCBI's taxonomy places the organism in Eukaryota, Metazoa, Chordata, Lepidosauria, Squamata, Eublepharidae. Gene Ontology annotation, biological process: cytoplasmic translation. The transcript has 4 exons. Gene Ontology annotation, cellular component: ribosome. The record is from RefSeq and is a predicted model, not a curated record. Gene Ontology annotation, molecular function: structural constituent of ribosome; RNA binding.